UGUAGGCACUCUCUCUAGUGUUGCCUAAGCUUGGAAGAGGACACCACAGAGCUUUUAGUUGGAUUUACUAGAGAUUCAAGUAUGCUGUUGAGAGCAAUCCAGUCUUCCAUAGGGAUGUGGCUGUUUUGAAAUGACCAAGAUUUUGAUUGAGUUAGCACAUACAGUAAGUAUCUAAAGCAGUUUGGCUGGCACAGUAAUUAAAGUGAGGUUGUUUAGCACAUGUAAAAAUCACAAACUUUGCCAGUAAUUGUCAUGAUAUUUCUGUCUACUUUCAAAGGUUUAGAGGAGGCCUCAAACAUGGCCUCUGCGGAAGUCAACUCUCCACUCCAGCUGAUGAGGAGCGUCAAAGAAGAGACAGAGGAGUUCAGCUUAGCUGACUCUCCAUCCCAGCUGAACAUAAAAGAAGAAGAGGGAGAAGAGUUCCCUGGUUCUCCAGAAAAGCUGAACAUAAAAGGAGAAGAGAGAGGAGAGUUCCCUGGUUCUCCAUCCCAGCUGAACAUAAAAGGAGAAGAGAGAGAAGAGUUCCCUGGUUCUCCAGAACAGCUGGAGAUAAAAGAAGAGAGAGAAGAGUUCCCUGCGUCUCCAUCCCAGCUGAACAUAAAAGGAGAAGAGAGAGGAGAGUUCCCUGGUUCUCCAUCCCAGCUGAACAUAAAAGGAGAGAGAGAAGAGUUCCCUGGAUCUCCAUCCCAGCUGAACAUAAAAGGAGAAGAGAGAGAAGAGUUCCCUGGUUCUCCAGAACAGCUGAACGUAAAAGAAGAGACAGAGCAGUUCCCUGGUUCUCCACCUCAGCUGAGGAGCGUAUAUGAGGACAGCGAGGAGAAUAGAUCUGGGCAUCAGCUCCACAGCGGUUCCAGUGUAGAGGAGUUUCGUGGAAAAACACAUUCUGCUGCCCUGACUACAGAGAGGCCGUACGUCUGCAGUCAGUGUGACCAGAGCUUUAAGAGAAAAGAUGAGCUCCAAAUCCACCAACGUGUUCACACAGGGGAGAAACCAUUUUCAUGCACCGACUGUGGAAAGAGUUUCUCACAUUCUUCUAACUUCCACCAACAUCGUCGCGUUCACACUGGAGAGAGGCCGUUCCCUUGCAGUCAGUGUGACAAGAGCUUUAAGACUAAAGGAAGCCUCAACAAACACCAGCUCGUUCACACAGGGGAGAAACCAUUUUCAUGCAGUGACUGCGGAAAAACCUUUUCACGGCUGUGUAUCCUUCGCAAACAUUUUCUUUGUCACACUGAAGAGAGGCCGUAUGCUUGCAGUCAGUGUAACAAGAGCUUUAAGAGAAAAGCAGAGCUCCAAAUCCACCUGCGCGUUCACACAGGGGAGAAACCUUUUUCAUGCACCGAAUGUGGAAAGAGUUUCUCAGAGUCUUCUACCCUCUACAGACACCGCCGCGUUCACACUGGAGAGAGGCCGUACGUUUGCAGUCAGUGUGACAAGAGCUUUAAGACUAAAGGAAACCUCAACGCACACCAGGUCGUUCACACAGGGGAGAAACCAUUUUCUCAGUGUGACAAGAGCUUUAAGACUAAAGGAAACCUCAACGCACACCAGGUCGUUCACACAGGGGAGAAACCAUUCUCAUGUAUCGACUGUGGAAAGAGUUUCUCAGAGUCUUCUAACUAG
This is a messenger RNA of Engraulis encrasicolus (European anchovy), 1623 nucleotides long. Its product is annotated as gastrula zinc finger protein XlCGF57.1-like. The transcript has 3 exons. Gene Ontology annotation, biological process: regulation of transcription by RNA polymerase II. Gene Ontology annotation, molecular function: RNA polymerase II cis-regulatory region sequence-specific DNA binding; DNA-binding transcription factor activity, RNA polymerase II-specific. The coding region runs from base 253 to 1623 and encodes 456 amino acids. NCBI's taxonomy places the organism in Eukaryota, Metazoa, Chordata, Actinopteri, Clupeiformes, Engraulidae. The record is from RefSeq and is a predicted model, not a curated record.